This is a messenger RNA of Thermothielavioides terrestris NRRL 8126, 189 nucleotides long. RefSeq lists its product as uncharacterized. The transcript has a single exon. The annotation marks the transcript as partial. Gene Ontology annotation, molecular function: DNA-binding transcription factor activity. NCBI's taxonomy places the organism in Eukaryota, Fungi, Ascomycota, Sordariomycetes, Sordariales, Chaetomiaceae. Gene Ontology annotation, biological process: regulation of DNA-templated transcription. The record is from RefSeq and is a predicted model, not a curated record.
AUCAUCCUGCGGCGGCAGCGCAACAACCUCGCGGCUAAGCGAUACCGGCAGAAGAAGAUCGACCGCAUUGAGGAGCUGGAGAAAGAGGUCAAGCAGGUGACGCAGGAGCGCGAUGAGCUGAGGAUCCGGCUGGCGCGGCAGGAGGCCGAGGUGGCGGCGCUGCGGGAGAUGCUGAAGAUGAAGCACAGC